UCCGGGGCUGCCAGCCAUGCCUCUGCGCGGGGCCGCGGCGCCCGACCAGCUCGUUUUCUACGUGAAUGGCAGGAAGAUAAUAGAGAAAAAUGCUGAUCCUGAACAAAUGCUCUUGUCUUAUCUGCGAAAGAGGCUCCGUCUUACAGGAACUAAAUAUGGCUGUGGAGAAGGUGGCUGUGGUGCCUGCACAGUGAUGAUAUCUACUUAUGAUCCAGCUUCAAAGAAGAUACGACACUAUUCAGCCAAUGCAUGUUUGCUUCCCAUUUGUUCCUUGUAUGGUGCAGCAGUGACUACAGUGGAAGGUGUUGGAAGUACAAAAACCAGGAUUCAUCCAGUUCAGGAAAGACUUGCCAAGUGCCAUGGCUCCCAAUGUGGUUUCUGCACGCCUGGAAUGGUGAUGUCCAUAUACACUUUGCUAAGAAACCACCCAGAACCAACUUCGGAGCAGAUGGUUGCAGCUCUGGCUGGAAACUUGUGCCGCUGUACUGGAUACCGGCCAAUCCUAGAUGCCUGUAAAACCUUCUGUAAGGAAUCCAUUUGUUGUCAAAGGAAAGCAAAUGGAAAAUGUUGCUUGGAUCAGGAAGAUGAUUUGUUUGACAAUGAAGAGAAGGUCUCCACCAGCCUGUUUUCAACAGAUGAAUUCCAGCCCUUAGAUCCCACCCAGGAGCUUAUAUUCCCUCCAGAAUUAAUGAGAAUGGCAGAAAAUCAACCAAAAAGGACUCUGUUUUUUCUUGGGGAGCGAGUAACAUGGAUUUCUCCUGUAAGCUUGGAUGAACUGCUGGAUCUGAAAGCCACCUACCCCAAAGCUCCACUUGUGGUUGGGAACACCAGUGUGGGACCUGACAUGAAAUUCAGAGGUGUGUUCCAUCCAGUUCUUAUUGCUCCUGCAAGGAUCCCAGACCUGAAUGUGCUAAAAUAUACAAAUGAUGGAUUAACUCUGGGAGCUGCCUGCAGCCUCUCUGUAGUGAGAGACAUCUUGUCAAAUGCAAUUGCCGAGUUCCCAGAAGAGAAGACGAGGGUUUUCUGUGCUGUCUUGCAGCAAUUGAGAACUCUGGGCGGAGAACAGAUAAGAAAUGUUGCUUCAUUUGGUGGAAACAUCAUAAGUAGAAAAUCAACCUCAGACUUGAAUCCUGUUCUGGCAGCCAGCAACUGCAUGCUCAAUCUGGCUUCAAGAGGACAACAGCGACAGAUUCCUGCGGGUGAUAUUUUUGCAGAUGGAGUUGGUAACAAUACCAUUGCACCAGAAGAGAUCUUAGUCUCUAUCCAUAUUCCCUAUUCUAGAAAGGGGGAGUAUGUCUCUGCAUUUCGACAAGCACCAAGACGGGAAAAUGCUCUUCCAGUAACCAAUGCUGGGAUGAGAGUCCUUUUCGAAGAAGGUACAGACAUUAUAAAGGAUCUAAGCAUUUUCUAUGGAGGUGCUGUCUCGACGACAGUCUGCGCAAAACAAACCUGCUGGACACUUACUGGAAGACACUGGAAUGAACAAAUGUUGGAUGAAGCAUGCCGACUAGUUCUUAAAGAAAUUGCUCUUCCAGGCUCAAAUGGUGGUGAAAAUGUAGACUAUAAGAAAACUUUGAUGGUCAGUUUCUUCUACAGAUUUUUCCUGGAAGUAUCACAGUCAUUGAAGACAAUGGAUCCUUGCCAUUAUCCUGGCAUACCUGUGGAAUAUGGGAGUGGCCUACAAGAUUUCAAAACCAGAAUGCCCCGGAGUAUCCAAAUAUACCAGGAUGUAGAGCCAAGCCAGUCUCCCCAGGACCCUGUGGGACGGCCCAUUAUGCACCAGUCUGGAAUAAAGCAUGCCACUGGCGAAGCAGUCUACAUUGAUGACCUUCCUUCUGUGGAUGGGGAGCUUUUCCUGGCUGCUGUCACUAGUUCCAGAGCUCAUGCUAAGAUUGUAUCUAUAGAUACCUCAGAGGCCCUAAAAGGAGCAGGUGUGUUUGAUGUCAUAACAGCUCAUGAUGUGCCGGCUGCAAAUGAGUUUUAUUUUUCUGAUGAUCCAGAGAUUAUAUUUGCAAGAAAUGAGGUGAUUUGUGUGGGUCAGAUUGUCUGUGCUGUGGUUGCAGAUUCGGAUGUUCAUGCCAAACAAGCAGCUGCAAAAGUGAAGAUAGAGUAUGAAAUACUGGAACCAGUAAUUUUAACAAUUGAGGAAGCUAUAAAACACAACUCGUUCUUUGAGCCAACAAGAAAAUUAGAACAAGGAAAUGUUGAUGAAGCAUUUGAAACUGUUGAUGAUAUAAUUGAAGGGGAGAUUUGCAUUGGGGGACAGAAACACUUUUACAUGGAGACUCAGAGUAUGCUUGCUGUUCCCAAAGGAGAGGAUAAAGAAAUGGAUUUGUAUGUGUCAACACAGCAUCCAGCAUUUAUUCAGGAGAUGGUAGCUGCGAGUUUAGGUGUUCCAGCCAACAGGAUCAUGUGCCAUGUUAAACGAGUUGGUGGAGCUUUUGGUGGGAAAAUCCUGAGAACUGGCUUACUGGCAUCAGUUGCUGCAGUGGCAGCAAACAAAACCAGCAGAGCAGUCCGUCUUAUUCUGAGCCGAGAGGAUGAUAUGGUAAUCACUGGUGGACGACAUCCCUUUAUUGCUAAAUAUAAAGUUGGCUUCAUGAAUGAUGGUAGGAUCACAGCUGUGGAUGCCAAAUAUUAUAUUAAUGGAGGAUGUACCCCCGAUGACUCAGUCCUGGUAGCAGAAGUAUCCUUAUUAAAAAUGGACAAUGCCUACAAGAUUCCCAACCUGAGAUGCUGGGCAUAUGCCUGCAAAACAAACUUGCCAUCAAAUACAGCAUUCCGAGGCUUUGGCUUUCCUCAGUCAGGACUGGUGACAGAAACCUGGAUAACAGACGUUGCAGAUAAAACUGGUUUAGCACCAGAAAAGAUUAGGGAAAUAAAUAUGUAUAAGAAGAAUGAGCAGACACACUUCAAACAAAAACUUGAUCCACAGAAUUUAAUACGGUGUUGGAAUGAAUGUAUGGAGAAAUCUGCAUACUACAGCAGGAGAACAGCUAUCAAUGAAUUUAACAAACAAAAUUACUGGAAGAAAAGAGGGAUUGCCAUUGUACCAAUGAAGUUUCCGUUUGGACUAGCCACACCUUACCUUUCUCAGGCUGCUGCACUGGUUCAUAUUUAUACUGAUGGGUCUGUGCUUCUGACACAUGGUGGAAUUGAAAUGGGGCAGGGUAUUCAUACAAAAAUGAUCCAGGUUGCUAGUCGGGAAUUGAACAUCCCCAUGUCAUGUAUUCACUUCUGUGAAACGAGCACAACAACUGUCCCCAAUGCAUGUGCCUCAGUAGGAUCAGCAGGGACAGAUGUCAAUGGCAUGGCUGUGAAGGAUGCUUGCCAAACUCUUUUGAAACGCCUGCAGCCCAUCAUCAAGAAGAACCCAACAGGGACCUGGAAUGAAUGGAUCAAAGAAGCUUUUGAACAGAGUGUGAACCUUUCAGCUACUGGCUAUUUUAGAGGUUACAAUGAAUACAUGGACUGGGAGAAAGGGGAAGGACACCCAUUCACAUAUUUUAUUUUCGGAGCUGCUUGUUCAGAGGUUGAAAUUAACUGUCUAACAGGAGAUCACAAGAACCUCAGAACAGACAUUGUUAUGGACGUUGGAUGCAGCAUAAAUCCAGCUGUGGAUAUAGGACAGAUUGAAGGUGCUUUUGUUCAAGGCAUUGGCCUGUACACAAUGGAGGAGUUAAAGUUUUCUUCAGAAGGAGUCCUCUAUACUCGGGGUCCAGAUCAGUAUAAGAUCCCUGCUGUUUGUGAUAUUCCAGAACAGUUUAGUGUUUCCCUGCUGUCAUCUUCUCAAAAUCCUUAUGCCAUCUAUGCAUCCAAGGGGAUAGGUGAGGCAGGAUUUUUCUUGGGAUGCUCUGUGUUCUUUGCUUUGAGAGAUGCAGUAACUGGUGUGAGGAAUGAGAGAGGACUGAAGAAGACCUUUGCACUGAACAGCCCCCUGACUGCUGAGCAAAUACGGGCAAACUGCGCUGAUGCCUUUACUGAGGUGGUGCUUUGCCCCACUGACUGCAUGCUGGCACUGUCACUUCCUUGCUAUGCCCAGUACUCUUUGGGAGAAAAUAACUCAGAGCUAACACAGAGACGCAGAAGAACAACAAACGAGAUGGCAAACAAUGGAGCUGCUUCCUCCUUGGGCCAAAUCUGUGUGAAUGACAAACCAUAAUGCACAAGACUGGAAUGGAAAACUGAUUUACUGCCCCAAGACACACUAAUCAACACAGAGAUAAAUGUAUUAGAUAAAUGUAUUUUCUCUUUUUCUGGAUAGAAUCAGCUACCAAAAAUAAUGCAUUUCAUAGCUUACAUCCUUAUCUUCAUUCUUUCUCCAGUGGACUCAUUACAGUAUUUUGCUUAAAUGACUGUAUUUAAUUGUUGGAAAAAA
Messenger RNA from Ficedula albicollis (Collared flycatcher), 4378 nucleotides. It is a transcript of the gene AOX1, whose product is annotated as aldehyde oxidase 1. The transcript has 36 exons. The record is from RefSeq and is a predicted model, not a curated record. NCBI's taxonomy places the organism in Eukaryota, Metazoa, Chordata, Aves, Passeriformes, Muscicapidae. Bases 17 to 4162 code for a protein of 1381 amino acids. Gene Ontology annotation, molecular function: oxidoreductase activity; FAD binding; 2 iron, 2 sulfur cluster binding.